Messenger RNA from Mugil cephalus (flathead mullet), 2730 nucleotides. RefSeq names its product actin-related protein 2. Lineage: Eukaryota; Metazoa; Chordata; Actinopteri; Mugiliformes; Mugilidae. Gene Ontology annotation, cellular component: Arp2/3 protein complex; actin cortical patch. Gene Ontology annotation, molecular function: actin filament binding. The transcript is spliced from 10 exons. The record is from RefSeq and is a predicted model, not a curated record. Bases 112 to 1311 code for a protein of 399 amino acids. Gene Ontology annotation, biological process: Arp2/3 complex-mediated actin nucleation.
ACACCGGAUGAGCACCCUUCCCUUCCUCCUCUCCACCGGGUUGGUGUGUCUUCCUUCCGGCUCGCCGAAGAAAGUUGAGGGAGGUUCAGCGGCAACUGGGCUUUUUACAUAAUGGACAGCCAGGGAAGGAAAGUGGUGGUCUGUGACAAUGGGACCGGGUUUGUCAAGUGCGGCUAUGCAGGCUCCAACUUCCCCGAGCACAUCUUCCCUGCACUUGUUGGGAGGCCCAUCAUUCGCUCAACUGCCAAAGUGGGGAACAUUGAGAUUAAGAAUGCACAGAAAAUGGACUUGAUGGUGGGGGACGAGGCCAGCGAGCUGCGCUCCAUGCUGGAGGUCAACUACCCCAUGGAGAAUGGCAUCGUCAGGAACUGGGACGACAUGAAGCACCUGUGGGACUACACCUUCGGCCCAGAGAAGCUCAACAUCGACUCCCGCAACUGCAAGAUCCUGCUCACCGAGCCCCCCAUGAACCCCACCAAGAACCGUGAGAAAAUUAUCGAGGUUAUGUUUGAGAACUACCAGUUUGGAGGAGUCUACAUUGCCAUUCAGGCUGUGCUGACACUGUAUGCCCAAGGCCUCCUCACUGGUGUGGUGGUGGACUCAGGUGAUGGUGUGACACACAUUUGUCCAGUGUACGAGGGCUUCAGCCUGCCCCAUCUGACGAGACGCCUGGACAUAGCAGGAAGGGACAUCACCCGCUACCUCAUCAAGUUGUUGUUGUUGAGGGGUUACGCCUUCAACCACUCUGCAGACUUUGAGACGGUACGUAUGAUGAAGGAGAAGCUAUGCUACGUGGGCUACAACAUCGAGCAGGAGCAGAAGCUGGCGCUGGAGACCACCGUGCUGGUGGAAUCAUAUACGCUGCCAGAUGGUCGUGUGAUCAAGGUGGGCGGAGAGCGGUUUGAGGCCCCCGAGGCUCUGUUCCAACCCCACCUCAUCAACGUGGAGGGCGUCGGAGUGGCCGAGCUUCUCUUCAACACCAUCCAAGCGGCUGACAUAGACACCAGGCCUGAGUUCUACAAACACAUCGUGUUGUCAGGAGGGUCCACCAUGUAUCCAGGCCUGCCGUCUCGACUAGAGAGGGAACUCAAGCAGCUGUACCUGGAGCGUGUGCUCAAGGGAGAUGUGGAGAAGCUUUCGAAAUUUAAGAUCCGGAUUGAGGAUCCUCCCAGGCGAAAGCACAUGGUGUUCCUGGGUGGAGCCGUGCUGGCCGACAUCAUGAAGGACAAGGACAACUUCUGGCUGACCCGGGAGGAGUACCAGGAGAAAGGAGUCCGCGUGCUGGAAAAACUCGGAGUCACCGUCAGAUAAAGCACUGGACGGACAAGAACACAACACACACACACACACACACACACACGCAUAUACACAACACACACUUAACAUUCUCGCCCACAUCGCAGAGUAUAUAUCUAUUUAUCCUUCUUCUUCUCUGUUUCGGCUCUUGAUUCUGCUCUAACAUCCGAGAAUCGAGCCGUCACCUCCCCGCUCUUCUCCUCUCCUUUUCCUCUCUGCCUCUCUCUUCUCUCCUGGUUUGGGAUUGGCUCACACUUGUUCCUCGCUAGCCCUUAGAACCACUUGUAGAUUUCCACCAAAAUCUCUACUUGGCUUUUACUACGGCUUGAAGGGUUAAUGCUGCCACACUAUUAGGAGUUUUCACUAGUGGAGCAGGUUAAAGCCUCACAAUCUGCAAAUGGGUUUCAAGUAAAUUUGACAGGUAAAACCCAAAGCUGAGGUGGAAAGUCUAGUUUUUCUCCCUUGUUAAACCUCUAGAGGCGAUAAUAUGAUGCAAAUAAGAAACUUAGCGUCUGAAAUGUCACAAUCAGGGUCCACCACAAACAGCCUCGGGCCGCUUUCAGCAUCUGUUCCAGGCGAGCGAGAACUGAUCACAUUUUUAUGUCGGUUUUUAUAAACAAUAUCAUGACUUUUCUUUUCUGGGAGAGGGAUUACUUCUUGCUUUUUUGAGUUUAUAUCUUUAGUUUUUUUUUUUCCUUUCCCUUUUUGUUGCUGUGCACUAUUACUAUUGUAAAUGGAGUGUAUUGUUGUAACAGAACUUCCUCCAUUCUCUUUUUGUUAUGAAGAAUUAACGGUUGAUUUAUAAAGGGACAAAUACACAAAAUAAAGCCCCUGAGCUUGACAUCGGGUGUGUGACGGUACUUUGGGGUUAGUGGGUGGUGAGGCCGUGAUUUUCUUUGUUGGAGUGGGGGGGGGGUAACUAUUUGUUCCUCAUCAAACAGCCUUGCCUCUGCCUCCUCUCUGGAUGUAAAUCUCAAGCUGAAUGAAUGGGUGGGAGCAGCUGUGGCAGUAUUUCAAACUGCGGCGGCGCUGUAAGUACCUCGCGUGUCACGUUCCUUCAGAUCCUCCAAAGCACGGAGGCAGUCGCAGGUUCUGGAUGAGUUCUAUUUGAAUCAGAGCGUCGCUAAAACCGGGUUAAUAAAAUCUUAUCAAAGUUGACAUGCUGUCAGGAUCAUGUUUAAGUACUCCAGUCUUGAACUCCCAACGAUCGACCUUAACGAUUACUGGAGGCACUUCUAUUUUGAGUAAUGAUAAAUGUGUAUAUUUUUUUCCUCUUUUCCAUGAACGUCUAUCCAGUGCCAAGUGCAGUUAACGUUAACUGGAUCUCAUGUUUUAACGUCUUUCUUUUUUUGUCACUGUUUUGUUUUAAUUUCCUGUGUUGUUCAUAGCAUAACUGCCUAACGCUGAUUUAAAUAAAGAAAAAGUGAUUUAUAA